Drosophila rhopaloa is the source of this 4377-nucleotide messenger RNA. RefSeq lists its product as uncharacterized. Bases 649 to 3249 code for a protein of 866 amino acids. Gene Ontology annotation, cellular component: nucleus. The transcript has a single exon. The record is from RefSeq and is a predicted model, not a curated record. NCBI's taxonomy places the organism in Eukaryota, Metazoa, Arthropoda, Insecta, Diptera, Drosophilidae. Gene Ontology annotation, molecular function: mRNA binding.
UGCAGCGUUGCAUGAACUCAAUUUAGUCGCGUGCGAAACAGCAAGUUUACACAAGUUCAACCGAAAAACCAAAAAACCACCGAAAAGCCUUACGGAAAUAGUUAGGAAACGGGCAACAACAACAACAACCACAAAAACACAGUAACAACUUGAACUCCAAAAUUACCCAAAAAACGCAGUCGAAAUUGUUAAUUGAACAUUUAUUUAUUAACUUUGGCAAAACGGUGUCAAGCGCGGCCUAGAAAAAGAAAUAAAAUAAAAACCCAACGACGAACGCCCAAAACAAAUUCCAAGCACGUUGCAGACAAAAUUACGCAAACGGCGAUAUAAAACACACCAGCAACUGCAGCAACUACAACAGCAACAUCAACAGCUGACGUUCAAUGAACGUUUCAGUUUCAGGUUACCCAGAUGCAGAUCUUGGCUAAUCCAUCCCAUCCGAUGUAAAGUGCAGCUCCGCCAGAGAGCUUUUCCCCCAUACUGAACUUGAAAGUGAAAGUGAAAGAGAGCGGAGAAAUUAAGGAAAAGAGCGUGCCGACAGAGAAAAGCAAAAAAAGAAAGAAAGAAGGAAAGACCAUUACUUGAGCAGCUUUUUGCUUUUGCUGGAGUGCCGACAAACAUCUCAGAGCAUCAGCCAAGGUCGUCUGAAUGAGCAUGAAUAAUCCCAAGGAUCUGGUGGAGCAGGUGUACGAGGUGAAGGCUCCUCAUGCCGGAGCAGACGGUCACACCUUCCUCGUGAGUCCUGUGGAUCCCACUCCCAUCCUAGCACCCAUUCUCACCGCUGUGCCUGUGAUGAAGGCCAUGGAAUCACCUCUACCCAUGGAGACACCCAAGGAAGAGCUGGAUGACGAUCAGCCCAGCUGCAGUUCCCAGGCUGUGGUGCCCCUGUCCUCGUCCCUGCCGUGCAAGUUGCUCCGCAUGCAUGCCAGGCGAUCUGCCCAGGCUCUGCUCCACCAAAUGGAAUCCCUGGACUCUCAGCUGGGCAGCAGCAAUGGCAGCACCUCGGAGGAUACCUCGCCCAGUGCUCCACCCAUGUCGCCAUCGGAUCAUCAGCUUGUGGAUGUGGGAAUGGGCUCAUCCAUCGGAGAUUCCGAGGAAUCUUCGGAGGAGGGUGACGAACUGAAACCCCUGGCUGUGGACAAUCACAUUAUGCACGAGGUGGACUUAAAUGAGCGGCAGACUUCGCCCCCUGCAGUUUUAAGUGAGGCAAACCUAGAGAAGUUCCGCAAGCACCAGAUGGACAACAUCUAUCUGCAUCCCAACUUCACCUUGGAUGCUUCUCCGCCACCAGCUGUGGCUCCAGCUAAUUCACCUGUUCUGGACGCAAAGAGAAAUCAUCGUUCUUUCCUUUCGAUGAAGAAGGAAAAAGAGUUGGAGCAGCCGCAGGAAAAGGAACAGGAAGUGCAACAUAUCCAGGAGCAGGACUUGGAGUCCCAAGGACCCAAUGAGAUAGAUUCCCUGGAUCCCUCCCUGAUUCCCAGCGAGGAACUGGCUGCUGAAAUCACCGACGCCGUGGAGUUCUACUUCUCCAACGAGAGUAUCCUGAAGGAUGCUUUCCUGCUGAAACAUGUGCGGCGCAACAAGGAGGGUUUUGUCAGCCUAAAGUUGGUGUCCAGUUUCAAGAGGGUUCGCCAGUUGACCAGGGAGUGGAAGGUGGUCGGCGAUGCAGUGCGUCGUAAGUCCCGCAAGAUCGAGCUGAAUGCUGAGGGCACCAAGGUGCGGAGAAUCGAGCCUCUGCCAAGUUUCGAUGAGACCAUGCCCUCCAGAACUAUCGUGGCCUGUGACCUUCCCAUGGACAAACUUACGAUUGAAAAGGUAUCGGAUCUGUUCUCCCGUUGCGGUGAGAUUGCCCUGAUACGCAUCCUCAAGCCAGGAAUGGCCAUACCCGUAGAUGUGCGCCAGUUCAUGAACAAGUACCCAGAACUGCAGCAAAAAGAGUGUGCCCUAGUGGAGUACCUGGAAUCUUCGUCCGCCAGGGAUGCCCGUCACCUGAGUGGUCCCUUCCAGGUGUACGAGAUGGUGGCUCCCAAGAAGAAGACCGGCAAAAAGGCAGCCGUCAUCCAGAUCGCCGCUCCAGUGGCACGAAUGGUGGAGAACUAUCGCUACUACAACGAUACCAAUUACGAGCGGAGUCGUGGAGGCAGCUUUUCGGGCCACGAAACUGUCCCGGAUCUGCGCUUCAAACUCAAGCGAAACAACUCGGAUUUCCAGCCGAGUUACUACCAACAAAUGGCACCCAAUUACCAUGCCAAUCCGUAUCAGCAUUACCAGCCACGCGGCAGCAUUGGCAACCAGAACCAGGAGAUGGGUCCCUCCGGUUUUUUCGGCUAUGGUCCCAGGCGAUACAGCAACACAUCGACGAUUUCGGCCAACACAGCGGCUGCCUUGGGCGAUGUUUCGCCUAUGUCUUCUGCUGUCAAUUCAGGCGGUAAUCCGGUAUCUUCUAUCAGUAGUCUCCAACGGCGUCUGUCCAACUGUUCCGAGCAGAACUUUACGCCCGAGGUCAAUCCCUCGAUGUCGCGAAGGGCUAGCAAUUGCUCGGAAACCGGAGGAGCUCCUCAGCGACGUGAUUCCAAUUGCUCCGAGAAUUGUCCUUGCUCGAGGAGGGUCUCGGACUUUGGUCAGACCACGGACACUAGUUUCAGGAAGACCUCUGUCUGCUCCAAUGGCAGUUGUCCCGGCAAUCAGAACCAGGAGCGUCGCUUCUCCAAUGGAUCCAUGCAGUUCGAGAGGACCUUCUCGAAUGCCAGCGAGAAUAGCGGCUUCUAUCGUCGUCCCUCCAACGAUUUCAACAUAGAAAGGGAGUCCAUCCAAACCGAUCAACUGGUGGGCGGAGGAGGAGGUGGUUACCAGGUGUGGCCACGACGUUACUCCAACAACUUCCAGCAGCUGAGCAGCAAACUGGCGGCCUACGACAAUGCUCAGUACAUUGGAGGCAGGCGUAUAUCCACGGAUUCGGGUUACGAUCGUCGUUGCUCCUUUGGAUCGGAAGGCUUUGAAGGAUCCCCCAGAUCUCGCACCGGCAGUUUCCUGAGCAACUACAAGCACGGUGGAGGAGGAGAUGGCUAUGAUGGCCAGCCAAGAUCCCGAACCGGAAGUUUCCUCGACGGAUCACCACGAUCGCGAUCCGGAUCCUUUGCCCAACGGGCUGCCGAGAGUCUGGUGCGCACUCCAAUUGGUCCAGAUGGUAGCAAGGGUUUCGGCCAGAGGGCCAGGAAGUUCGGACAGGCCAUUUCACCCGUGAACUAGGAGGUCAAACUAUCGUAGAGUGGGGGAAUUAAUUGUUGAUUAAUUUUAGUGGGAAGAUAAACUGUUAUAGAAACGUAUGUGAAAUUAAUGGCUGUACACUGUGAUGCUGUCCAACUUGUUAAACGUCCCACACAGACAUACACCAUUCACCCCCAAAACCCUUAGCCCAACCUAGGUUAGGAACAGAAACCUAUAUAGUUAUCGAAUUUUUAUCACCGAAAUUUAUGAGGGGUUUCGUUGGUUAAUGUGGAAUUUUGCUAGCCCUUAUUUUAUUCAUUUUUUUUAAACCAUUCUUAUAUGCAACAUAACUACUACAACAAUCACUGCCAAUAGUUUAAGGUAAAGAAAACGGAAAAUAAUUGGUUUGGUAGACACUUAAUAUUAUACUAAUUCAGGUAAUCAAUAUAUUUGAUUGACCAUUAACCAGUUAAUAGAUUGUAGGCUAUAUUAAUCAUUGUUAAAUUUGAAAAAUAGUAGAGGUAUAAUGCGGGCCCAACUAUCAUCACAAAGUCUCACAUGACUUCUUUAAUUGCCUAGCAAACUACCCUAUAUAGCUGCCUAUAUCCUUAUGAGUUCACAAAAUCUUACUGCAGAUUAAGUAUUGUUUUUAUUGCCUAUUAACAUUUUUAAUUAGCGUGCAAUUAGGCUAGAUUUAGGAUAAGCACACCCAUAAAUCUAACGGGUGCCAUAAAAAUCAGUUAUAGAAUCGUGGCCAUAGUUAACCAGAUGCGAAUAAUACGGAUGUAAUUGGAACCAAGAAAAAUUAAUUAGAGUCUCAGGUCAUUAGGUUUAACAUUCGCAGGGCAGUCAGAUACCGAUUUCCACAUUUUCCACCUGACCUCCUUAUAAUUUUCACUACCUUUCUUUUAUUUGUUUUUUAUUUCAACACUUUUAUUCAGUUUUAAAUAUAGUUAGUUUAAUAUUUACAUAUUUAGAUGUAGGAAACUUGGUUGUCCUCCCGCAAAAAAAGAAGGAGGAAACAGCAAAACGGAUUAUUACAGGAGAGAAUAAAAAUAUUUUUCAUUUUUAGCUUUUAAUUUCGAUAUCUCACAGAAGCAUAUAUCUGUGGAUGCAAUAAAUUAUAUUAUGCGUGUUAACCAUAAAUAAACUUAUUACACAAAAAAAAAA